Ceutorhynchus assimilis (cabbage seed weevil) is the source of this 5459-nucleotide messenger RNA. The record is from the annotation of a GenBank genome assembly. Lineage: Eukaryota; Metazoa; Arthropoda; Insecta; Coleoptera; Curculionidae.
UUUAACUCUAGGUAUUCAUUCGGUGUUAUUUCAAUGCACUACAAGUUAACUAAUACAUAAUGCCCUCAAACGACAAUCACGGUAUAAUGUAUGAGGAUAGUUCUCUUGAGCCGAGCACCUUUUUGGACUUUUUGACCUUUGAAGAUGAUCCUCCUUUGGAGUACUCUUGCAGCGAACCCUUCAAAAAGGAUAAUGGACUGAUUAAUGGAGAUGACAAGUUUCUCGACAGUAUUAUACAGAGUCUCAUGGAUAAUAAUGAUAAUAAAAAUUCUGAUGAGAGCUCGAACGAUAGUACGUUGGAGUUUGGAAAUUUUCUGGACAAUCCUUCGUUGGAUAAUCAUGGAAUGUCAGUUCUCGGUGUGGAUUUUAACUUACAGACCGACCCAGUUACUACAACUUACAGCGAUCCUUUCAACUUUGACUUUCAGUUUUCGGAAAGAUUAGGUGACUUAUUUGCAAACACACCGUUGGAUUAUAAUUUAACCAUCGACGGUCCAUUAAAUGAAUACGAAAAUCAGGACAUCAUCAGCAAGUUUCCCCACAUGAGUGAUGAAAAAAAUCGAAGAAGGCGAAAUUUACUAUACGAAAAUCCUUGUCCACAAUUUAGUGGUACCAGUGGAAAAGCUAAAAAUGACGUGCAUUUUUUCAAGAAGCGAGAUCAUGAUUACACUCAGAAAACCAAAGCAGAUGACCAUAAGUGUUUUUCAUGCCCCCUAAUCGAUUGUGAUAAAAUUUACUCAAAAUCAUCCCACCUGAAAGCGCAUCUAAGAAGACAUACAGGUGAAAAGCCUUUCAUAUGCACCUGGCAAAAUUGUACGUGGAAAUUUUCAAGAUCCGACGAACUAGCUCGGCAUAAAAGGUCUCAUUCGGGUAUCAAGCCCUAUAAAUGUGAAUUGUGCGAAAAAGCUUUUGCACGAUCUGAUCAUUUAGCUAAACAUCGAAAAGUUCAUAGAAAAAAAAUGGCACAGAAUGGAAGCUACCUACUGUAUCAAAAAAAGAACAAGGUAUAGUUAAUCUACACACUAUUAUAGAUUUAGUUUUUCAAAAAACUGUAUUGUAGAGUUAAUGCACUUUAAAAUUAAGAAUAUCCAAAACCUAACAUCUAUAUUAUACAUAUUUUGAUGACCAGAUUUGUUCAGUUUUAUUAAGAUUGUUUCACCUAUAGGUUCGUUCCAGUGUUUUCAUUAACAUUAUAAUGCGUGUUUCAUGUUUAACUUAAAAAUGUCUGAUAUGAAUUUUGUAGCAAUAAAAUUAAAUGAAUAAAAUGUUUAGCUAAGUUUUAAACAUUUAUGGCUAGUCCCUUCAUAUCUUGUAUCAGAACAUCUAACAUAUAUAAUCAGUAGGUAAAAAUAUCUAAACUCAAAUCUCUAGGUUGAAAUUUUUUAAAAAUGCUAACCGUCCUUUGUUCAAUUUGCAUGGGACCCAACUUCCCUUUUCCAUAAAUAUAAGAGUCUAUAUUAUAGACCAGUUUCCAGCUUUAUAUUCAGUUGAAGGGGUUUGGUUACCUAAUAAUUUAAAAUGUUUUUCUAUCAUAAUAAAUUCAGUCGAAUUCACGCCUUAAAAAUUAGUUACUUAAGUAUUCUUUUAAUCAGGAAAAAAGAGACUAUAUGUAUAGGGUGUACGGAAAUAAAAAAUGCAACAAAAAAUGUUCCAAGAUUCUUCAACAAAAAAUGUUCAAAGAUUCUUCAAAAAAAAAAAAAAAAAAUGUUUUCAGCAAAAUGCAAUCGAAUAUCGAAUGCAUAACGAGAUUCGUUAAUUGUAGGUGAGGUGGCUCGCAAUAAACAAAUUUAAACUUAAUAUUGAAUGAUUAAAUAACCAAUUUUCGAGAAAAACAGAAAAAAUACGGAUCUCCUAUUUUCUUUUCAAAAAUCUUUGAGCAAAUUUUGUUGCAUUUACUUCGUGACACCCUGUAUAAUGGCCUUCUUCAAUGGCCUCGCAAAGCAAGGGAAUUAUUUAUAUUACAUAUCUAUUUAUAUAGUUCAACUAAUGUAUGUUAGGCACUAAUAUUAUUAAAUACAUACAAAAUGCAUUGUUAAUUUUAUACAAAGCAAUAAAACAUACAUUGUUAACGUCUUGCUUUCUGGCCACAGCUUAUGUAGGUGGUUUCGGUUCCAAAUGCACUUUUUAAUAGAAUUAAUUAGCCAUGCAUCAGUCAUGAUUAUGAUAGCAAAGCUCUAUACUAACAUUCCAUAUAGGUAUGUAUUAGGAAAACUUCGUGGCAUAUAGUUUGAAGCCUGAAUGGUUAAACAGUGGAGAUGCGAUCAUUGUUUAUUGUGAGAAAAACUCUCAUUUUCCGUAAAAGCUUCGAUUGCUUCUUCAAAAAAAAAAAAGAAACUUACAAAGGUGAGUUAAAAUUUUAAAAAAAUGUUUUGUGUGAAUACAAGAGUUGUGGAGUUUUGGCUAAAUUUUUAGAAGCCAUGGUCAGAAACAAGAAAUUGAAUGUCAGAAAUGUAAAAUCUUGCAUAGUUUUUUUUCGGAUGGGAUACCCUAUAUUUGAUUCCAUAUUCUUGAAGAGCACAAUUUUCCUAUUUCCUAAAAUAAAUAGUCUGUCUUGUGUGUUGUUUGGUUGAAGAGUCUCCUAAUUUGGCUGUAAUAAUUGUAAAAAUACUCUCAUACUCUUCACAAAUAUAGAUAAACUAUAAUAUGUUUUUGAAAUCGGAAAAUUGCGCUCUUCAAAAGUAAACGAAAUGUAGGGCAUUCUAUUUGAAAAAAGAUGAAAGUACUCAAAAUUUCAAACUUCUGACAUACAAUUUUUGGUUCUGAGUAUGGAUGCUUAUAGUUUAGAUGAAACUGCACAACUUUUGUAAUUACACCUAUCGUCUAACUGUAAAGGUGAAGGCUGCAGGUGGGGUCUAAAAUUAUAUCCAGACACCUGUACCAAAUAUGCUAACAGGAUCGUAGAACUUUUUGGCUUCUAAAAUUUACGGAAAUUAAUUAGAAAAAAGCCAGAAAAGGUACGUGCCUGAAAUAAUGAUAUUAUUCAAUAAAUAUCUAAUAUUGCGACUUAUUUAUUAAUGUCGUUCUGAAUGUUCAAUUUUUGUUUAUUUUGAUUUUGAAAAAAUGUUAAGGUCGUUUUUUAAAGUUUUCAAUGAAUUUGACUCCCGCUCAAUAAACCUUAUUGCACAUUUUUGAAAAUCACCUGUUCAGUAAUUUUUCUCAGUUGUUGAAGCCAGAGCAAUAUGAAAAUCCAUUGAACGUCCAGUUUGAUCAACAAGUUGGGAAAGAUCAUAAGACUCUGGUUUUAUACGUGUAGGUAAGUGUAUCACUUUAAUAAUGUGAAAAUGAACGUGAAUUAGGUUUUCCAUUUUCUGUUCAUGAAUGCAACUUUCUCGCAAACUAUAUAAUUUAUCUUAUCUUAUGUGAGAAAUUUGUUGGGUUCUGCUCCUAGCUGGUGUCCAAGAUUUGUAGGCUUUUCCCAAAAGAAACCAGCUUCGUGGGAUGUUCGGUGCUCACUUUUUGUGGAGUUAGCCGUGCUUCUUCAAAGUACUUUCAGCCUCUUGCAAUACUUAGCACAGAGUAGAUUUUCUGAAGUUUCUAUUGUAUCUGUUCAUAUUGAGAAGUUGUUGAUAACUUUUUGCUGAGAUGGAUAUAAACCAUGUUGUAUUGGUUGUUUUGUUUUCUAAUUCCAUGCUUACGACUAUUCUAAUGUCUCUUCUGUUCAUGUCGAUAAGUUGUUAAGAACUUUUCGAUGAGAUGGAUAUGAACCAUUUUGGGGUGUUGGUUUGUCUCUGAAAUUUGAGCAAAAGUCUUUUUUUUAAUCCUUAAUUAUUCGAAUUAUUUUCGAUAAUUUGUUAUCUGAAAUUCUAGUUGUAGAAAAAGUGAGAAUAGAAUACUAAAUUAGAAUUUUCAAGAAAUAACUCUUUUUUCCCUCUACCUUAUUGUUAAAUGAUGCACUUUAAAUAUCCCAUUUUUCAUUCCACGAAUAUAGUUAUACCUAUGUAACUUUUUUUUGUGGUUUCUAUAAAUUACCAUAAAUUACCAUAGUGGAUAGUUUUAUUUUCUGUACUUCCCAUCAAUUAAGUAGGUACCUACCUAUCUGAAAAUGGACGCUGUCGAAAGUUUCACGUUUCUGUCAGCAUUUCUGGGCCAUUAAUAAAACUGUAACUGAAGAAGCAAUAAAACUGGUUUCGAACACGUUUACUGACAAAAGAGUUUUUCUUGAAAUAAAGAUUGGCCGUAUCCCGUAUCCCCAGCUAAGUAUUAAAACAUAGAUAAUUAUUUAUAUCUAGGGUAGUAAGUACCUACUCGGGGGCUAGUAUCAGGAAAGUGUGUAUGUAUCGCAUUUUUGUUCGCUGCAAUGAGGGAAAGCAUACACAGACAGAGAAUAUUAAAGACUUUGAUAAAUGCGAAUAAAGCUGCUAAAACAUUUUCUUUGGUAAGUCCUUUUUGAUUUUUUUUUUCUAGAAAAUGAUAUUGAAAAUUUAAUUAUGUAGCUCAUGCAAUGUUCGUUUUGCUCUUUGACAAAUGGGUCACUUCGUCACUCUAUUUGAUCAGUGGAAAUGUUUUUUAUGAAAGUAGGUAAUGUUUUAGAGCGUUUAUUCAUUUUGUUGCCCAACGGUUUACUCAGUAAUAGAGUUAACUUCAAUAAACCUGGGAUUUCCUUAAUCACCAUGUAAGUGAGUGUUUCAUGUUAAGAAGAAUAAAUUUUGACAUUUUCCGAUGUUCAAGUCUGUUUCCUGAUACAAAUUUUCAACCACAGGUAUACGAGAAAAAAAUGCCCCUGAACAUACCUAUUAAUUUUUUUCGAUUCUCCCUUGAUUAUCCGUUAUUGGCCGUAAGUUAAUCAAAUAUCUGCAUGUGUAUUCAAAUCUCAAAUCUUGGAGUAAGGCUGUAACAGUGCGAAAGGUAAAAUGUAUAGAAUAGAUAGAUAUUAUACUUAAUUUAAAGAAUAACUUACUUGCCUACUUCUAAUUCCAUGGAAGGAAGUUUGUAAAUAUUUUAAUAAUAUAGAUACCUAACUAGGUACCUCUGUACCUGGGUACACAGUUAGUGUGUUUAUAUCACGUAUUAUCGCCGUACCUCUUUGUACCUAUUAAUUCUUUUUUGUAUACCUUAUAUGAUAAGAAUUUGGUGAAAAAUAAAAUGUUAUUAUACCAAUUAUGAUUGUUUUUGUUUUCAUCUCUUUAUUGAUAUAAAUAACAUGUAUAAAUUAUUACUGACAAAUUUGCUAGUUCUAAGUUUUAUUUUAAAAAUAACUUUAACGAGGGAUAAUUUUGUGAUAACUGUAAUAACUCGAUCAUGGUGUUCAAUAAAACUAUUGUGGGUUUCGAUUUCAGUCUUUAUUGUGUCGUAGCCAUUGCAGAAGAGAGCCUUCUUCUUUUUGUUCACUGGUACCUAUUCUAUUACGCAUGUGCGUAUUCUAAUUAAUAUUAGGGCUGUUCGCACAGCAAUCACAAACCAGUCAGAGCGAACUUCAUUGGUUGAAAACAAUCAGAAACAGUCAGAAAACUAGUUUCAAC